AUGUCGAUCAUUUUCGGUUCGGAAAUGAAAGCAAUUUAUUUGCUGUCGGUUGGUUUGAUUUAUUUCUGCAAAUCCGUUACCAGUCUGGAAGAACCAAACACAACGUUAACGCCGGUGGAAAAUUACAAAACCAAUCCGUACUGCUUCCGGUUUACGUGGAUGGGCCCGAAGUACAACAAGGACACACCGUACAAAAAUCUGAGCUGCGACAACAUCCUGAAGAAGGCGAAAGGUAUCCCGUGCUUUCAUCCACUGGUCAUAACGAACAACACGAACGUACCGGACACUAACUACAUGUGGGAAGAGUAUAAGGAUAAGCCGUCUCAAAUCGCCUGCCGGCUGGUACGUGGCGAGGUGUGCGCCCGGUACUCUUACCGCUACAACGGUGCAAUCGAAAACAUCACCUACAUGUGUGCCAAACUGAACGUGGACAAUGAAUCGUCUACCUCGUCCAGCUGCUUCAAGGAGGACCGGCAAGGUCGCGAGAUUGAGGUGUGCGUUUGCGAAUCGGCCGCUGGCCGUACGCCCUGCAAUCGAUCGGCGAUCGUACUGGCGGAUAGUGCUCCCGUCGCUCCGAUGAUGCUGGCGCUGGCCAUGAUCCAGUUGUUGCUAAUAAAGUGUUUGCAGAUGCGGUAGUUGGUGCUAGAAA
Messenger RNA from Anopheles maculipalpis, 649 nucleotides. RefSeq lists its product as uncharacterized. The record is from RefSeq and is a predicted model, not a curated record. The coding region runs from base 1 to 636 and encodes 211 amino acids. Lineage: Eukaryota; Metazoa; Arthropoda; Insecta; Diptera; Culicidae. The transcript has 4 exons.